Messenger RNA from Phalaenopsis equestris, 1601 nucleotides. RefSeq names its product probable BOI-related E3 ubiquitin-protein ligase 2. Gene Ontology annotation, molecular function: ubiquitin-protein transferase activity. The transcript has 3 exons. Lineage: Eukaryota; Viridiplantae; Streptophyta; Magnoliopsida; Asparagales; Orchidaceae. Bases 127 to 1251 code for a protein of 374 amino acids. The record is from RefSeq and is a predicted model, not a curated record.
UCACUAUUUAUAUACAGACGGAUGAGCUCGUGGAUACGUGUUGGAUACGCAGUGUGGGACUAUUUUUUUUAUUUUUUAUUUCAACCUCGUUCGUCGUUGCAGUCAUGGAAAAGAAGGUCAUAGUCAAUGGUCCGUCGUCCUCUAUUUAAAUGCAAGCGCGUGCUCUCUAACCCAGCAAUGGCAGUUCAAGCUGAGCCUAUGUCCAACGCUGCGCCCGCUGACUUCCAAUCCAGGGUUGAGAUGGCUGGUGGUGUUCUUGAAGGUGUGCGGAGGCUGCAGAGGCAUGAUGAUCAGAUCCGCAGUUUCUUUAAUGCUGCCGGAGAUGAAACGAAGGCGGUGGCAGGCGCCUUUAUCAAUCCCGCGGUGUUGAGCGAUCUUCCUCAGAGCGAUCUUACAUGCAAUGUCUCGAGAUUCUCCCGUAAGAGAAGGAUGGAUGAGACUAUGAUCGCCGCUGCGGCACCGAUCUAUGAACGGAUAUGCUUUCGGAAUGCUGCUGCGGCGGAAUCGGUUAGGGCAGAUGCUUUGGCUUCGGCAGCCGGUUUUCAGGUUGCUAGUGGGUUUAGUUUCGCCGGGAUUGAAUCCGCUGCAGCUUCUACAAGUGGAGUUUCAUCUUCUUAUUUGUACUCCGGAUCCGAUGUAAAUCCUGAGCUUCUUGCUUUGUUGUAUCAGCAGGGCAACGAAAUCGAUGAUCUCUUACGCUGCCAGAGCGAGAUGAUUCGUUUGGGGAUGGAGGAGUUGCGAAAGAAAUAUUGCCGGGAAGUUCUCUUCUCUCUAGGCCAGCGCGCCAUCAAUCGCCUCCGCGAAAAGGAAAUCGAGCUAGAAAACCUGAAACAGAAGAAUGCCGACCUGGAGGAGAGAGCCCGGAAGAUAAGCGGCGAGAGCCUGAUCUGGUUUAAUCUCGCCAAGAACAAUGAGGCGGUUGUUUCUAGCCUCAAAACCAGCCUCGAACAGGCCAUGAUCCAAAACUCCACAGCAUCGCCGACAAAAGAAGGAUACGGCGACAGCGAUUGCUCCCCUUUCCCCGCCGACGAUGCUCGGUCCUGCUGCUUCGAAACCGCCUUGUCUUCCCCGCCGGCGCAUGAAGAACUCCGGCGACGGAUGGUCUGUCAGGUCUGCCGCGAGAAAAAUGUAUGCGUUCUGGUGCUCCCAUGUAAGCAUCUUUGCCUCUGCAAGUCGUGCGAUGCUGGUGCUGACACGUGUCCCACAUGUCGCUCUCACAAGAAUGCGACCUUACAAAUCUUCAUGUCCUGAUUUGGCCUUUUGCCACAACGUGCAGCGGUCUCCCUUUUUGGUUAAAUCAUGGUUAUAAUAAUAAUAAUAUUAUUAUUAUUAUUUAUAUCCUUGACCUUAAUAUCUUUUUUGAUAUAAAAUGGAUAUUUACAUGGGAGCCCUUUUAGGGUUGAACGAGAAAAUUACAGUUUGAAUGGGUGUGUGAAAUUGGCAAUUUUGGGUGUUUGACUUGAAAGUAGAAAGGUUUAAAGUGGAAAAGGAAAAGAUGCCUGCUUCGCUUACACGUUACGUUCUUUUGGCUUUUACUCUCUUCCAUCCCAUGGCUAAGAAUGUAAUUAACUUAAUUUUAUUAAAUUAAGGGAGAGUGUGUC